Messenger RNA from Acytostelium subglobosum LB1, 213 nucleotides. RefSeq lists its product as hypothetical. The record is from RefSeq and is a predicted model, not a curated record. The coding region runs from base 1 to 213 and encodes 70 amino acids. The transcript has a single exon. NCBI's taxonomy places the organism in Eukaryota, Evosea, Eumycetozoa, Acytosteliales, Acytosteliaceae.
AUGAUGAAGGAGUUAAAGAAGUGGCACGGUGUAACAAUCAACAGCAGCAGUAGUAGUAGCAGUGACAAUGGUGGCAGCACCAGCACACACUCGCUUGGUAAUGAUCGCAGCGGUGGAUCAUCGAGCCAACCAAUCAGUCAUUCAGUGCCCAGCAACAGCAGUGGAUACACUCAAUCGAUCCGCGAGCCAACCUGUCAGUCAGUCAGUGACUAG